Melitaea cinxia (Glanville fritillary) is the source of this 2500-nucleotide messenger RNA. RefSeq names its product putative fatty acyl-CoA reductase CG5065. Gene Ontology annotation, biological process: long-chain fatty-acyl-CoA metabolic process. Gene Ontology annotation, cellular component: peroxisome. The transcript has 12 exons. Gene Ontology annotation, molecular function: alcohol-forming very long-chain fatty acyl-CoA reductase (NADP+) activity. NCBI's taxonomy places the organism in Eukaryota, Metazoa, Arthropoda, Insecta, Lepidoptera, Nymphalidae. Bases 1 to 1494 code for a protein of 497 amino acids. The record is from RefSeq and is a predicted model, not a curated record.
AUGGCGCCAUCUAUCGGCGUGUCCGAGUUCUACGCUGGGAAGACAAUUUUUAUUACUGGAGCCACCGGUUUUAUGGGAAAAGUCUUAAUAGAAAAACUAUUAAGAUGUUGUCCCGAUGUGAAGCGGAUAUAUGUAUUGAUGCGACCGAAAAGGGGGCAAACUACAAAAGAGCGAAUUGACGACUUUAUAAAUUGCCGGGUUUUCGACUACCUUCAAGACAAAUCACCGAAAUCAUUUGACAAAAUAUCUGUAAUACAAGGUGAUAUUCUUCAAGAUGAUCUCGGAAUCUCUAUUCAGGACUGGGAUACUCUGCAGAGAGAGACCGAAAUACUAUUCCAUUGUGCAGCAUGCGUACGAUUCGACAUGUUCAUACGAGACGCAGUCAACAUGAAUACAUUCGGAACGUAUAAAGUAUUGAAAUUGGCUGAUGGUAUGAAAAAACUCCAGGUUUUCAUACACGUGUCAACAUCGUACUGUCGCUGCGAGGUCCAUACACUAGAGGAGCGCCUGUAUCCCUCGCAACACAAACCUCAAAAUAUAAUGCAGUGUAUGCAGUGGAUGGACGAUGAUCUUCUAACUUACCUUCAACCUAAACUCAUCGAACCGCAGCCGAACACGUAUGCGUAUACCAAGUCGCUGACCGAAGACCUGGUGUCACAGCACGCGGGAAAGUUCCCAAUCGUAAUCGCUAGACCAUCGAUUGUAACCGCAGCAUACAAGGAGCCAUUGCCUGGUUGGGUCGACAACUUAAAUGGACCAACUGGACUUUUAGUCGGAGCUGGCAAAGGUGUAAUCCGUACUAUGCACUGCAACGACAGCUACUUGGCCGACGUAAUUCCAGUCGACAUGGCUGUGAAUGCCUGUAUCAUUCUGUCAUACCUCACUGCCCUAGAAAAGCCCAAAGAUAUCAGAAUCUGUAACGUCACACAAUCUGGUCACAACGGAAUCACUUGGGGACAAGCUCUUGACCUAGGUCGAAUCCACGUACAAGAGUUUCCUUUCUCCGUCUGCCUCUGGUAUCCAGGAGGCUCACCAAAGAACUCCAAAGUUCAGCAUUUGAUAGCCGCGUUCUUUACACACAUCCUGCCAGCUUAUUUCGUCGAUUUCCUCAUGUUCUUAAUGGGCAAGAAGACUUUUAUGGUGAAAAUACAGAAACGUGUCAGCUACGGCUUAGAAGUUCUUCAGUAUUAUACAACUAAGGAAUGGUUCUUCAAUAAUGAUUAUUACCGAUCGCUCGAAAAGCAGAUUUCUAAAGCUGAUAACGAAAUAUUUUAUACGAAUAUAGAGGUUGUGAACUGGAGUUCAUACAUAAGGAACUACAUAAAAGGCGCAAGGGAGUUUUGUCUCAAAGAGGACCCAUCGACACUGCCACAGGCCAGAAAACUGCAUAGACAAUUGUAUUACUUGGACAAAGCUGUACAAUUCGUCGUAUACUCUCUGAUCGUGUACUUCAUUUAUUACUAUAUAAUUAGGUACUUGAGUCAAUACAUGUAAAUAUGUCUGUAUGUAGGUAACAUUGAGUAAAUAUAAUACAUAUGUGUAAGACUAAUGUUGAUUAGAUUUAUUGUUUUAAUAAAGAUUGAAUUUUAUUUGAAGAUGUGGGAUUUUAUAAUUAUAGAGAGUCGAUGAUUGUACUCAAGCUGAGACUACCAAUGAAUUUGUAAUGAAAUUUUUUUUUUCUCAUGAGCGUUGUCAUUAUGGGCAUAGCCACGAUGUCAAUGAACUUUCUCUAUUGAAUUUGUACCUUGAAAACAAUCCUAUAAAUUAUAAUAUUUUGACAUAUUUUUGUUUACAGAGUUAUUUCUUACUUAGUUUCGAAUACCAAAUUCUCAUUUUAGUUUAGAAGAGAAAUGCUGAUAAUUAAGUAACAUAAUUCAAGAAAAUAUUUAAAUAGUCUUUAGAUUUUUAUUUAACAUAAUUAUAUUUUUAUACGACUUAUCAACAGUAUCCUAAUAAAAAGAGCAUUUUUAUGUCUGUACGUCGUGAUAGAUAGCUAUCAUUUUUUUUUUAUAUACAACAGGUCGGGAAUAUUCAUAUUAAAUAUGUUUAGGCGUUAGUAAUGUUUUAGUUUUGUAAAUCAAAUUUGUAAGUUAAUUAAUUUUAAUACCAUUAAUAAUUGACAAAUUAUCACAUUACUACAACAAAUUGCGAAUUUGCAAUAUUCCGAAUUUGUAUUGUUAAAUUAUUACUUUGCGGAAUAUUGCAAAUUAGCACUUUGCAAUUCCUACAUUCAGUAUUUUAUUAAAAAAUUACAGUUAUUGAGAGGGAUUAGUUUAAGUAAUUUAAAUGAACCCGACACACGGUACCUAUAAAGCCUUUAGCCAAUAAUGUGAUAUUUCGCAAAUAAUGACAAUUUGCAAAAUUUUGCAUUUUUAUUAAAUAAUAAGUUUAAAUUUUACCAAAAAAAUAAACUACUUAAGUUUAUAUUCAAUUGUUGUUGUGUUUUUUGUCUGUGGUAUAAUCAUUAAAUAAAACAAAAAAUAUAUAAAUAUUGGAUGAA